Messenger RNA from Vanessa tameamea, 2006 nucleotides. RefSeq lists its product as uncharacterized. The coding region runs from base 38 to 1945 and encodes 635 amino acids. The record is from RefSeq and is a predicted model, not a curated record. The transcript has 14 exons. Gene Ontology annotation, molecular function: phosphatidylinositol bisphosphate binding. NCBI's taxonomy places the organism in Eukaryota, Metazoa, Arthropoda, Insecta, Lepidoptera, Nymphalidae. Gene Ontology annotation, cellular component: membrane.
UUUGGAAUAAAAUCGUUUAAUAAGUUAUUUAAAAAAAAUGAAUAUUCGACCUUUGUCACCCGAACUCGCAGAAAAGGCCCGGUUGGAGCUGAACGAAGAUCCGAAUAGGAUUGCGAGUGAUCUUCAACACAUUAAGGAUUGGUUAUCAAAACAGCCGCACUUACGAGCCUGUACAGAUGAUCAAUGGCUGGUAGCAUUUCUUAGGGGCUGUAAGUACAGCCUCGAGAGAACAAAGGAAAAGUUGGAUCUUUACUAUUCAUUGUAUGGCCUCGCGCCAGAAAUUUACACCGUCCAACAUAACGACGCAAAAUUUGAUACACUUAUGAAUAACGGCUCAUACUUAAUGCUACUAGACACAGAGACUCCAACAUCUCCGCGGACAGCAAUAAUUCGCCCCGGCAAAUAUGAUCCCGAUAUUUUUAACGUCGCCGAUUUGUACUCUGUAACGUCAAUAAUUCAAAAGAUUAUACUUUUUACUGACGACAAAAGUGUAAUAUCCGGGAUUCAAUGGAUAAUCGAUUUAAAAGACGUGAAGAUCGGUCAUAUGUUACAAAUGACUCCAACGAUCAUGAAAAAGAUGGUGUAUAGCUCGCAGGAAGCUGCACCAAUACGUAUGAAAGGAACUCACUUUAUAAAUGCACCGGCUGCCUUUGAGAUGAUAUUAAAUACGAUGAAGAAUUUCUUAAAUGAAAAAAAUCGGAAUAGAUUCUAUGUAUAUCAAAAUUACGAAGAUUUUUAUAAUAGUGUACCUAAGUCAAUUCUGCCUAAGGAAUACGGAGGAGAUUCGGCGUCUAUAAAAGAAAUAAUAGAGUAUUGGAAUACUAAAAAAAUAGAAUACGAUUCAUGGUUAAAGGAAGAGAUGAAGAACGGAACGGAUGAAUCGAAACGACCAGGGAAGCCGAAGACAGCAGAGAGUGUAUUUGGAGUUGAAGGAUCUUUCCGUCAAUUGGAUUCUUACUUCGUUUCGAGUAAGACGAUCAUUGUUUCACUGAUAAUCCGAAACAAAGUACUGAAUAUGCAAAUUCGGCCUUUGUGUGCUGAGCUUGCUAAGAAAGCUCAAGAUGAGCUUAAUGAAGAUCCAGCGAGGAUAGCGAGUGAUGUGCAACAUGUCAAGGACUGGUUGUCGAAGCAACCACAUUUGCGCGCUCGAAAAGAUGAUCAAUGGCUGGUAGCGUUCCUGCGUGGGUGUAAGUACAGUCUUGAGAGAACAAAGGAGAAGUUGGAUCUCUAUUACUCGAUGCGUACUCUCGCCCCGGAUCUUUUCAGCGUCCUGCCUGGUGAUAAAGUUUUUACAGAUAUUAUGAAUAUAGGUACCUAUUUAAUACUGCCAAAAUCUACGACACCAGAUUCACCACGGGUAGCAAUUGUUCGACCCGGUAGUUAUGAUCCUGAUAAAUACAAAUUAUCAGAUAUAUUUUCUGUCUCUAUCGUGCUUCAAAGGAUAUUGUUAAUGGAGGAUGAUGCCACUGUUAUAUCUGGUGUUCGCACAAUAUUGGAUUUAGAGGGGGUGACACUGGCCCAUUAUCUUCAAAUGACCCCGGCUAUGAUGAAGAAGAUGGCAGUUCUUUCACAGGAUGCUGCCCCAAUGCGUAUGAAAGGAACUCACUACAUCAACACGCCAGCAGGAUUUGAAACUGUAUUUUCCGCUAUUAAGAAUUUGCUCAAUGAAAAGAAUAGGCAAAGAUUAUACGUCCACAACAAAAAUUACGAAGAGAUGUAUAGUCACGGUAUAAGUAAGGAUAUUUUACCGACUGAAUACGGUGGCAACGGUGGGACUAUCAAAGAAAUAAUCGAUCAUUGGAAAGAUAAAGUACAAAAGUAUAGUUCAUGGUUGGAAGAAGACCUGAAAUACGGAACGGACGAGUCGAAAAGGUCUGGACAGCCGAAAACUCCCGAGAGCAUGUUUGGACUAGAGGGUUCUUUUCGACAACUAAACUUUGAUUAGAAAGAAUACAGUUACAAAGUUAUAUUUUUGUAAAAUUAUUACAUAUUUUAUACGUUUGUGU